AAUAUGGCUGAUGGUGUUUAUGAUCUGGAAUCAGCUGGUGAAAUGCACGAAAAUGCUUCAAAAUCUUUUUCAAAAGAGAGUGAUUGUGAAAUCGAUUUCAGAGAAGAAACUGAAGAGAUAAAAGACAGUACUCUUGAAAAAUUAGCUAAUAAACUUUUAAAGCACAAUUUCAUUCUUACUGCUUUGGAAUUUCAUACAGAAUUAGUUGAAAGCGGCAGGGAACUGCCGAAACUUCGUGAUUACUUUUCAAAUCCAGGAAAUUUCGAGAAGCAUAUACAGGAGACCGAAACAUCGCCAGUUUUACCAAGAACAUCAAGUGUUCAGACUUUUGACUCAUUAGACUUUACAAGGUACUCAGAUGAUGGGGAACGUCAAGUAGAAGAACGAGUUGCAGUGUUAGAAUUUGAACUUCGGAAAGCCAAGGAAACUAUCAAAGCUUUGAGGACAAAUUUGACAGUUGCUACAGAAUCUGACCCAAAUACUCCUACCUCUGGAUCUGCUAAAUCUAUUGUCCAAGAAGCUGUUAAACCUCAUGAAAAGAGGGCACUGAAUUUUCUAAUCAAUGAAUACCUUUUGAGUAAUUCUUAUAAACUAACAUCAAUAACAUUUUCAGAUGAAAAUGAUGAUCAAGAUUUUGAGGACUGGGAUGAUGUUGGACUCAAUAUACCAAAGCCACAAAAUUUACUUCAGUUGUAUAGAAAUUACAAUAAGUAUAUGUAUUUAAAUAAUGAAGUAGCCAACAAAGAAGUUCAAACUGAUUUUAUUCCUUCACCAGAGGAAGAUUCUGAUGUUUGUAUUAAAGAAUCAUGUAAUGUUGAAAAGAAACAGUUAUUGGAUCAAAUAACAAAGUUAGUUCAUGAAAGGGAUGAACUUGCAGAAAUAAGUGAGGAGAAAGAAAAGUUAGAGCAACGAUUAAAGAAUUUAAACCGUGAAUUAAAGCUACUGAAGAUGAACUCUGCUACUGAGAGUACUGAAAGGCCACUGCCUAAUUCAGCAGAUGAUAAAAAGUCUCUAGAUUCUGCUGAUGCUCAAGAAUAUGUGAUAGUAAGCAAGCAAACAGACAGUCCUGUGUUAGUUAAUGAAACAUUUGUACCAUUUAAAAUGGGAUCAGAAUCUGUAGAUUUAAAUCAAAGUUCUAAGUCAGUCAGUUCAAACACAUCCAAUGAGCAACCUCAUAAAACAGAAAGAGUUGUUCCUUAUGAAUUCCAAAAGAAUCUCCUCAGUAUUUGUCAAACUCAGAAGAUUGAUGAAGACAAUAGACUUAUUGGGGAAAUUACAGAUAUUGUAAAUUCUCAAGAAGCAGUUGUCACCGUUUUAGCCCGAUGUUUGCCACAUAUUGUCCCUAAUAUUUUGUUAGCCAAAAGAGAAGAAUUAAUUCCAUUGAUUUUAUGUGCAAUAGCUCUACAUCCAGAUCCAAAAGAACGAGACAAACUUCUCAAUAUUCUCUUUAAUCUAAUUAAAAGGCCGGAUGAAGAGCAAAGGCAUAUGAUAUUGACUGGUUUAGUAGCAAUAGCACAACAUUUAGGUCCGUCCAGAGUUGAAGCUGAGCUCCUUCCUCAGUGCUGGGAACAAAUUACUCAUCGAUAUGUUGAACGAAGAUUAUUAGUUGCUGAAUCAUGUGGUGUUUUAGCUCCUUAUGUUUUGAGUGGCAUCCGUAGUUCUCUUUUGCUUUCCAUGCUACAUCAGAUGUUGCAAGAAGACAAAGAUGAUGCAGUGAGAGAAACUGUUGUUAGAAAUUUAGCUCUAUUGUUGCUGUAUGUUGAUGAUGCUGAUAAAUUUACAAAAGCAUGUGAGCUUCUGUUUCUGUCUCUUGAGGACAGAGGUCUGAAUGUUGUUGAUUCAGGACUUAAUACUCUGUUACCUUCUAUAGCUGCAUGGUCUUUUGAAUUGGGCAAUUUAGAAUCUCAUCUUUUUCCACAUGUGAUGACUGUGACUAAUAAUCAUUUUAAGGUUUUAAAUGACAUUCCACUCCCUCCAGUAUUAGGAAGUGUCCAAACUGAGGAGCAGCAAUGCAUUUUGUUUUCUCGAGCAGUUUCCAUGCUGCUUCCAUUCCUUUUUGUAACUGUGAUAAAAUCUGGGCCUUAUGUGGAAAAUCCAGAUAUUACGUGUAGCUCACCUGUUGAAUUUGAUGUGGAUCGUUUGCCAACUUAUCCCAGUUCGGUCCUUAAUCCUUCUGUAAUUUUUGGAGAUGGGGAUGAGUUGAUGAGUGCAGUGAAAGCAUUUGAUAGAUAUUUAAGUUCAGAGUGGUAUAAACCAUGGAAUCAACAUGAUUGGAUAACUACUGAAUUGUUGCCAUGGCUACACAGUAUUUUUAGUUAUGUUAAUGCCCAAAGGCAAAUAGUUGUUCAUGCUUUGGUAGAACUGAUGCACAAUUUUUGCCAUUUGUUUGGGAGAUCUUUUACACAGAAAAAUAUAAAACCAUCAUUUUUGUCUCGAUUAUCUCUAGAGGAAGAUGAUAAAGGAGCCAAUUUAAAUCGGUCUACAUAUCAAGAUGCUACUAUUCCUGUAUAUGUUGCUGGAGUUUUAGGUGCUUUGCAUCAGGCAGAAGAUCGUCAAGAGUUGCUCGAAUUUCUUCAAGAUUUACUUUGUAGUGUUUCUUUGCGGCAUCUACCUGACAGUAGUAUAAAAGCAGCUUUAACUGAAUUAAGCUCUAACAAAGCAUACCAUGAAUUAUUGCUAUCAGUUUUAUGGGAUGGUGUUGUACAUAAUUCACCACUAGUCAGAGUUACAGCUGGAAGAUUAUUUGAAAUUUUAGUUGGAGUUGUUAGUGAAAGUUUGCUCCGUACACGUGUAACACCUGCUCUUGUUACCCUUGCAAGUGAUCCAGAAAUUGUUGUCAGAAUUGCCACAGUUCCAGCUUUUGGAGCCAUAAUGGAAUUAAGCUCACAAAGAGAUAAUAUGUCAAGUUUCAUCAGGCAGCUACUUGAAAAAGCUCAUAUGCAGCUACAAACAUUUCUGGAUGAUCAACUAUAUCGUGAUCAGCAUUUAUUAUACGUUGAAAUCAUUAGGACGUUUGCUAAAGUUGGACCUAAUACUGAACCUAAGUUUAGGGAUGAAUUUGUUUUACCCAGAUUGACUGCAUUAGCAGCAGAAAAUAAUAGUACUACUAAUGAAACAAAGAAAAUGGACAUUGCAUUAGCAUUAUUGGAAGCAUACACUGCCAUGUCUUGUUGUUUCAUGAGUGAACAGCUGAUUGCAGAGGCUUUCUUGCCAGGACUUCGAUGCUUAAAAUCAGAUCUUGAGCUGAUUGCUCAAGAAUAUGUGGACUCAGUAAAUGCCAUGAUUCAAGAAUUUGAAGCAAAGUUGGACCUUGGGAGAUCUGUAGAUAAUCGUCCUCGAACAUUGUCUGUCACAUCUCCUGGUAGCAUGGAGGAAAUGAAGAACAGAGUUACAAAAAUGUUUAGUACACGAUCAACUGCUGUUAGACCCAAUAUUCCAAAUCUUUUUCAACGCAAGAAGUGAAACUUCUUAACAAAAUUGUAUUAAACAUUCCACAGUUAAAGUUAUUAGUAUUUUUUAUGAAAUAACAAAAUUUUAACAUCUUUUUUUGUAUUAUUUAAAUUUUUUUGUUUUAGGUGAUAGUUUAUGAAUGUAAGUGUAGGGAUUCAAACUCACUUUCUUUGUUUUGAAAUAUAUUAAUCUUUUUU
Messenger RNA from Argiope bruennichi, 3647 nucleotides. RefSeq names its product RAB11-binding protein RELCH homolog. Gene Ontology annotation, cellular component: trans-Golgi network; recycling endosome. Bases 4 to 3462 code for a protein of 1152 amino acids. Gene Ontology annotation, biological process: intracellular cholesterol transport. Gene Ontology annotation, molecular function: protein binding. Lineage: Eukaryota; Metazoa; Arthropoda; Arachnida; Araneae; Araneidae. The transcript is spliced from 25 exons. The record is from RefSeq and is a predicted model, not a curated record.